AUCUCCCUUUCCUUGUUUAGAAACUUCACUUAAUCACUUCUCUUCCUUUCAUCUUCUUCUCUUUCCCUUCAAGAAGCCACUGUGCAAGACACCGUUGUUGUCUCUCUCUCCCUCAACAUUUUAUUUACUGCUACAGCUUUCAGAAAAAAAGUAAAGGAAAACUAUGGGUCGUGGAAAGAUUGAGAUCAAAAAGAUUGAAAACCCCACUAACAGGCAAGUCACCUACUCAAAAAGAAGAAAUGGUAUUUUCAAGAAAGCCCAGGAACUCACUGUUCUUUGUGAUGCUAAGGUCUCUCUUAUCAUGUUCUCCAACACUAACAAAUUCCAUGAGUACAUUAGCCCCUCCACAACGACAAAGAAGAUCUACGAUCAAUAUCAGAAGGCUUUAGGCAUAGAUCUGUGGAGCGCUCAAUACGAGAAAAUGCAAGAGCAAUUGCGGAAGCUGAAAGAUAUCAAUCAUAAGCUGAAAAAAGAAAUCAGGCAGAGGAUAGGAGAGGACCUUAAUGAAUUGAGCAUUGAUCAUCUGCGCGUUCUUGAGCAAAAUAUGACUGAAGCCUUGAAUGGUGUCCGUGGCAGGAAGUACCAUGUUAUCAAAACACAAACCGAAACCUAUAAAAAGAAGGUAAGGAGUUUGGAGGAGAGACAUGGAAACCUCUGGAUGGAAUAUGAAGCAAAAAUGGAGGAUCCACGAUAUGGAUUAGUGGACAGUGAAGGAGAUUAUGAAUCUGCUGCUGCUCUUGUAAAUGGGGCUUCCAACCUCUAUGCAUUCCGCCUGCACCAGGGGCACCACCACCACCAUCCUAAUCUUCACCUUGCUGGUGGGUUUGGACCCCAUGACCUCCGUCUUCCUUGAGUGGUCCUAGUCUUCAGACAUCUAAUCUAAGUGCUCUCGUGAUAAUUAGAGAUGCUAUCUCUGAUAUUGAAUAAUGAAGAACGUAGUGAGGUGGACUGAUUACAGUCCACUGCAGAUAUAAUCAAACUAUAUUUAUGCUUAUAUAGAUUGUAAUUUGGUGCAUCAGGAUAAUGUGUUGGUAAACUUGUUAGACUGUGAUUUGAGCAACUGAGUGCAAAUGGCCAUUUGGAGAA
Molecule: messenger RNA, 1086 nt
Organism: Populus trichocarpa (black cottonwood)
Lineage: Eukaryota; Viridiplantae; Streptophyta; Magnoliopsida; Malpighiales; Salicaceae
Product: agamous-like MADS-box protein TM6
Exons: 7
Coding region: 164-853 (229 amino acids)
Biological process (GO): positive regulation of transcription by RNA polymerase II
Cellular component (GO): nucleus
Molecular function (GO): RNA polymerase II cis-regulatory region sequence-specific DNA binding; DNA-binding transcription factor activity, RNA polymerase II-specific; protein dimerization activity
Source: RefSeq, a predicted model, not a curated record